AUGGGGUGUGCACCUUCCCACAGUGGUAUUGUCAACAGUAUGGCCAGGAGUGGUAUCCAAUUUUGGAAAAAACCCAAGACCGCUUUGCCAGUCCAUCAGGCUGGCCCUCAAGGGCUGUCCAUCCCUUUGCUGGUUCAAGGCUCCACCUGCUAUGGCAAUGAAGAGGUCCCACGGCAGGGGCAGCAGACAAGGGAGAAUCCAGAUCCCAAGAGGGAUCAAAACAUGGCCAGAAGUCUCCAUCUGUUCCCUGGGAAUUCCCCUUCAGGCAAGAGGAGAGGACCUGGAGACACAGCCCCAGAUGCCGAAGCUGUCGUGUCAGAGAUCCUAGAUUCUCAGAAACAUUUGACGGAGAGUACACACUUAGAGAGUCAGAACGCCUCCAGGGAGGGUUCCUAUUGGAAUGAACGGGAGGGACGGAGUGCCAAGGAGUCUUCUAAAAAAGGAAAGAGUCCCAAUGGCCAUAUAUCAGGGAAAGAGAAUUGUCACUGUCAAACCCAAGACUUUCUUGCCAACGGGCCUGAAGACAAGGUGGAUUUCCCUGAACCCCUGGUGAAGGCUCACCAUAGGGCAUAUGCCUUUCUGCACCCCAGCCUCUCCAGAUAUGAAGCAAUCCUAGGCAUAGCCCACCAGGCUGCCCAAACCCAGCAGUACCUCCAGCAGAUGGUGGCAUUCUUGCUCUUGCGCUUUGAUGAGAUUAACAAACUCUUAGGAGAGAUUGCCAAUGAUGGAGAAGUCCUCCUCCAAGAAGCUGGAUCCCAUCUGGCUUGGCCAGCUGGGAAGGAAGACCCACCACAGCAGCCAGAUCUACUGCAACAGUUGCUACAAUACACUGCCAAUAGGAUGCAGGUUCUCCAUCACACAGUGACUUCCCUCACUUUUGGGGCUCUGCAGGACUCCAGCAGCUACCUCCACUCUGCUGCCCAACAUCUGGACAAAAAACUAGAGACUCAAAAGAAACUGGACCAGUGCCUCCUGGAGGCUAUCAGCCUCCUCCAAAGCUGUUUGGCUGGACCCAGUACGGCCAAGGUUGAUGAUCGACCUCUCUAUUCUGAAGACAGUGGCAUUGGGGCUGACAAUGAGUCUCUGUAUUCUGUGGACAGGCUGGGAAAACAGGCCAGCUUGGAUUCUUUGGAUGAGCCCACAGAAAGGAAGUCUUGGGUUUCAUCCCACAGGGAUGCCAAGGGGUUGGCAGAUGCUGGACAACGUCGCCCAUCAGUGUCAGGGUCUAACAGACCCCAGGACUGUGCCCUUGAAAGACAAACUGCUCACCAAGCUGCAAUGGGUAUCCCUUUACAUGCCAAGGAAGCUACAGCAAAUACACAUUCCAGGUCUCUCCAGCUGGGGAGGAGGUUUUCACAUAAAGCCUUAAAAACCAGGGCCCUGGAGAAAGGAGAACAUUUCAGAGACUACAGACUAACUGCUCCUCUGCUCCUCACUGAUGAGGAAGACAGCAAUUCAGAGGAGGAGGAGGAGGAAGACAAUGAUGAAAAUGGCACCACUAGCCUGAGCCAGAGACAGAGAGAAAUUCAGUCUCUGAGGCCAACAACUUCUCCAUCUCUCACAGAAAGUAUGUUCUGGCCACAUUUCAAGAGAAUCGAGAGCCCCCAGGCUCAGGAGAUGAUUCUCAAGAUGAAGGAUGCAAUUAGUGAAAGAAUCAAGUUUGUCCCAGCUCAGCCUGUACAUAAAGAAUGGACAGAGGAUGAAGAAAAGAAGCUAAUCCUCCCCGCUAGGCCCAGGACAGUUGAUGGGGGCAGGAGGCAGUCUGAGAGACCAAGGAGAUCCAAGUCGGAAGAGUCUCUCAAGGGCCACACAGAAGACCCCACACUCCUGGAACUACAGAGGGUUCAGAAGGACCUCAGCCAGAGGCUAGAGAUGUUUUAUGGUUUCCGUAAGAAAAGGAAAACUCAGAACAAAGAGGAACAUUGCAUCCCCAGAACAGCUAUGGUGUGUCUGGUCAGCAAAAGUAGGCCUACCCAAAGCUCCUCCAUUAGCAAGCUGAAGGCCUCCCUUGCCAAGAACCUCAGUAUUCUGCCUAGUCAGGAAAAGAUUGUCUUGCAGAAACCUGAUCCCAACUCUAAGAGUCAGCAACCCAGGGAAGGAAAGGCUGAAACCCUUUCAAAGACUACCACAUCUGUCCAGAACUACCUACCAUGGGAGAGAGAAAAUGAGGCUCCUGAGACCCAAGCAUGGAAUGGUGAGGGAUGUACGCCUAGACCAUCUGUCAAGAAACUCAUUGAAACAUUCAGUCCCACUGAAGAGCUGGUGAUGCCAAUGAACACUAGGCACUCUGGAGCAGUCAGUAGUAUCAAGAAAUUUGGGAUUCCCAUCAUGCCUUCCAGAUUUCCCAUUUAUAGGGGGCUGGCUCCUUUGUAUCCCAAGCAUCAGAUUUGUCCAGGAACAAAUGGAGAGCUCCCCAAAUUGGGCCCCAGCUGGAGGCCCUUUGCACCAAUCUUCACACCUCUCUCCACAAUGGCACAAGUCUACAGGAGAAGUCUACACAGUGAAACAGAGGAGGACUUGAAAGACCUCCCUCCUCCACCUCCAGAAAUCCUAAUGGACAACUCAUUCAAUUCACUGAAGAGCCCUGGAGCUCCAGAACCAGGAGGGUGUCCUGUUGAAGUGCCCAGCAAGCUUAGUCCAGUGGAACUUCCCCUAACCAGGAAAAUGUCAGCUUCCCAAAGGCUAAAGGCUUCCCUGAACUCCAUUGACUUACUACCUAGUAAAAAUAUCCCCAACUCCAUCCCUCCCAGUGGCAAAGGGUCAGGGGACACCAAGACAGAGAAGAAAGCCAGAAAUCUCUCCUUAGAACUUGUUCAUGCACCUGAAACCAGCCACAGCCAAGAAAGACCAGAUGAGGUCCAGAGAGAGCCAGAUAAGGCAGCAAAUCUGAACAAGCAAUCUCAUAAGGUGGUACCUCUGCCCCACUCCAGCAGCACAGCUGGGACAAAUGGAAACAAGGAAGCCAAUGUGGCCAGGCCAUCCCAAGCAUUGCAUCCUCCUGAAGGGCCAAAGCAGGGUCAAGAGAAGAGCCCAGCUCUGGUCAGAAAAGUCUCCCCUACAAGGAUACACUGGUCACACAGGCCUGAAAAGAGGAACCCUAGCCCACCUGACUCACACAGACCUGUUGGGCCGAGUCUCCCCCAUAUGCAAAGGCAGUCUAGCCCCCCUUUUAGCUCUAGGACAAGUCCUCCCAUCAGGACCAGGACACCUAGCCCCCCAUCAAGCCCCAAGGCAAUAAGCCCCCCAGCAGUGAGAAAAUCAGCUUCUCCACCCCUCCAACGCAAGAAUCCCAGUCCUCCCACAGGAGUCCCUUCCAGCCCUCCAGCUCCUCAAGAGAUCUCGAGCCCACCAGCCUGCCACAGAGAAGUGAGCCCUCCUCCCUCUUCCUCCACUCCUACCCCUCCAAGCUCCCCAUCCCAAGAGCCCAAAGAACCAAGUUCAUGUGGGGAAAGUGAGCCGAGUCCAGCCAAGGUAGCCCACAACACCUGCUCCAUAUUUUGUCCUGCAACCUCCUCUCUGUUUGAAGCCAAAUCCCAAUCCUCCCCCAACUGCUCACAGACAGAGGGUGGGCAGCCUCCGGAGACGGCAGCAGAGGUCAAGAGAACCAGUGUGCUGCCAAGGCAGUUGGGGGAGCCCCAAAGGAGAGUGGCCUUGUGUGCACUCAACCCUCAGCCUUUCAUCAGAAGGUCCGCUUCUGACCAUCGGCCAAGAAUACGGCUCCGGCUACCCGGCUCAGCCUCGGUGGGAACCACGAGUGAGCUGGUCAGCCAGACCAGCUCAGAGGAGAAUCCCCCAAAGGAGGCGGCCCCUUGGAACAACCUCUGCUUGACGGAUGGGAAAGGAAGCAGCAAGUGGGCGUCUCACCCUGACCUGUAUGUGGUGGGUCGAGGGCUCCAGAGAGAGUGA
Gracilinanus agilis (Agile Gracile Mouse Opossum) is the source of this 3906-nucleotide messenger RNA. RefSeq names its product photoreceptor cilium actin regulator (gene PCARE). Gene Ontology annotation, biological process: protein localization to photoreceptor outer segment; photoreceptor cell outer segment organization. Gene Ontology annotation, cellular component: photoreceptor outer segment; photoreceptor inner segment. The record is from RefSeq and is a predicted model, not a curated record. Bases 1 to 3906 code for a protein of 1301 amino acids. The transcript is spliced from 2 exons. NCBI's taxonomy places the organism in Eukaryota, Metazoa, Chordata, Mammalia, Didelphimorphia, Didelphidae.